AUGGAUGAAUCGCAUGAGAAGUUUUUCACAGAUGUAUAUAGUGUUUUAAAACAAUGGGAGUUUAUCAUCCUGUGCAUUCAGACGUUGCUUUUAUGGAAGCGUGUCUUGCCCAGUUUGAUCUUUACCUCAUUAGUACACAUUGUCUUUCUGUCAUUUGUGAAGAGCAGCCUUAGCACAUUGUUCAUUUUCUGCCUGGUAUUGUUUCUUAUUCUGUUUUGCAAUCUGUUAAACCCACUGGUGGCGAAGACUUUAAAUGUUUCUAAAACUUCAUCCGGUUCAUUCUCAGAACUUGUAUCUCUCUGUCAGCAAAAUGGAAAUAUUAUGUCCACCGUUGAACUUAGCCGUUGGAUAUCCAGAGGUAUUUAUAGUGCAUGUACAAUUGUUAAUAAACUUGCACCCUGUCGUCGGAAUCAUCCUCUUUCGUUCUUCAUUAUCUCAAGUACUAUCAGCAUUGGAUGCAUCUUACUGAGCGUCUGCAAUGCUGCUAAUUCUGCUGUAUUCCCCGGUGGAAUUUUAAUGGAUGAAAUCGUUGAAUCAGAACCUAAUCAACUCGAAACGGAAGAGUUAGAUAACUCUGAGGCAGUAUUUAUCAAACAGUUUGUCUCAGAUAUCAGUGCUGAAGAGUUAGAUCGUUUGUUUUCUGAGGCUCUCGGGGAGCACGAAAAUGUAUCACGGAAUUCUAAACACUUGAAAUCGGAUUUCACCGAUUCUCCGGGAUUUAAUGACGAUAUCUAUCCACCUAUCAAGCGAGAAUCACAUUCUCCAGCUUCGUGGGCAAUGGGAAGUGAGUAUGCAACGGAUGAUGAUGAAAGCAGUGAUAUUAUGGGUGAGGUCUGUCCAUCGCUGAUUACACCAAAUAAAGAAACAGAGCAUGAAGGGUUUAUAUUUAUCAGAAAACAAGAAUGA
Heterobilharzia americana is the source of this 906-nucleotide messenger RNA. Lineage: Eukaryota; Metazoa; Platyhelminthes; Trematoda; Strigeidida; Schistosomatidae. The record is from the annotation of a GenBank genome assembly.